AUGUAUCCACAAAACCUCCUAAGAGCCAUCGUCACCAUUCCAAAACAGACUUAUAGUGAUGCAAAUCACUUGCUUGACCUAUCGUAUAUUUCUCCAAGAAUAAUUGUCGCCGCAGGUCCAUCCGAUGAUGCGUUUGUGAAUCUCUUCAGAUCACCAAUUAACAAGGUGGUGGAUUACCUCAAUAAAAACUAUGUAUUUGAAGGCGAUGUGCAUUGGCACAUUUGGAACCUCCGAGGUGAAGGGGUGGGGUAUAACGACAAAGUUGUGGAUGGAAAUUGGAGCCACCACCCAUUUCCAGACCACAUGCCUCCAACUAUCGAAUUGAUAGAUCGAAUUGUCAAGGAAAUCUACCAGUUUCUUUCUUCAAGCUCCAAAAAUGUAGCACUUAUCCAUUGCAAAGAAGGCAAGGGCCGAUCUGGUACUAUAUGCUGCUCGUACUUGAUGUAUGAGGCUAAAUUGAAAGGCAUCUAUCUCAGUCCAGAAGAGGCUGUAGAUAUGUUUACCAAACACCGAAUGAGACGGUAUUUCGGUGAAGGAAUUUCUAUUAAAAGCCAACUCCGGUUUCUUCACUACUGGAAACGAUACCUUCAGUUUGCCAAAGAAAUGCAGAUUAACUUCGAUGUGUACAAUCUGGGAUCCUCAGUUCCGUAUAGUGAACAGAAUUCGGUAGUAACCAAAAUCACCAUUUUUCGUCCUUCUCUGUUGCUUGUUUUGAGCAAAUUGCAAUUAUCGUCUUAUGUAGAAACUGCAAAUGGCCUCCAGGUGGUUCCCAUCAUCGAUCGCAAGCUCAAGUUUCCAAGCAUUCAAAGCUCAACAUGCUACUAUGAGGUUGCCUUAAAUAUCCCCAUUAGCAAGAAUUUGAAAAACAUCAUGGUCAGCUUUAAAAAGCAGAUUUGUUUCUCAUACUUGUGGUUUAAUGUCUAUUUUGAGACAUUGGGAUCAGUAAAUCGGCCACUUCCCACUAUUGAAUGCGAUUCCAUCAUUCCUUGUCGAAGAAUCUUCAAUUGGAGCGACUUUGAUGGUUACAAGGGCACACAAAACAAGAAAAUGCCCCGUUUAUUUGAUAGAUUAGAAGUGCAGUGGAUAUUCCACUAUCGUAGUCAUUACUGA
Messenger RNA from Sungouiella intermedia, 1110 nucleotides. The record is from the annotation of a GenBank genome assembly. Lineage: Eukaryota; Fungi; Ascomycota; Pichiomycetes; Serinales; Metschnikowiaceae.